AGCGCAUGGGUGAUAGAGAUUUCAUGACAACAUGGAUUCGACAGAAUUUAUCCUUGCCUAAGUUGCCAUUUUGACAAGAUGAAAUCAAUCUGAUGUGAAAUCAUUCUAUAAACAUGUUUAAAAGACAUUUACUGGUAACCUGCUGCAAGUCCUGACAGUCAACGAGGAGCAUGUUGCGACACACUGGGAAAUUUUUCUGGAAAGGGAAAGUCAGAGGUUUUCCAACCCUUUUCUUCACCAGUAAAAUGCAGGAUGUAGGCAUUUUCUUCAAAUCAGUCAAUGAAUUUUCUGAUAAACAAGACCUCCAAUUUUCUAAUGCUGCAGAUGCAUCAAAUAAAAAUAAUUUAAAGACAGUGUUCAAGAAUAAGAGUUUGAAAUAAAAUGACAGUAGAGUGAGACCUACAGCUGGGGGAGAUAGGUGCCCUAUAUCUGGGGGUGCUUGGGAGGAUAUCUUUGGAAAUCUAAUGACGUCCGAUCGAGAGACAGUAAAGCCAGCAUUUCAGACCCCCAACCAGGACAAGGACCUCCAAGAGGAAGACAGUGAUGACGGAUGUGAGGAAGAUUAUAGACCUUUAAGAGUUAUAUACCAUAAACUCUCUCCAGAAUGGUACAACAAGCAAAUGAAGAAAUAUGCAAAAGAGGGCAAGAUUGAGCGGGCCAUUGAUGUUCUUGAAGUGAUCAUGUUGAAGAAUGACCGAGUGCGGCCAUUACCAAGUCAUUUCUACACUCUGAUCUGCCUCAUAAGUAAAACAGGAGAUACAAAGAAAGCUUUCCACUUCUUUUCAAAGAUGAGAGAUUUUGGAUAUAAACCAAUCCCACAAGUCUUCACUGCCCUGUUUGAUGCUUGUUCUAAAUCAAUUUAUGGGAAAGAGGAUGGUUUCGAACGAGCCACAAAACUUAUUCACACAAUGAAAGAAAACAACAUUACCCCAAACCAAACAACGUUUAAUGCCAUGAUCAAAACCUUUGGAAUGCUGGGGAAAAGUGAGAUAGCACUUCAUCUAGCUGACCAGAACCUCAGCCUUUAUCGUCCAGAUGACAAGACAAUAGCCAACAUUUUGAUAGCUGCUGCUGGAGAUGAAGUGAAUGGCUUGGCUCUUGCUAUUGGGAUAUGGAGGGUGGCAAGUCUACGUAAGAUAAAAACAACAGUAUUUCAUUAUAUGCUUCUUCUCAGAGCCAUUCGCUGUUGUGGAAUAGGAGAUGAAGACAAAUUCUACCAAAUGUUGAUUCAGACAUCGCCAUAUGAAAUGCAAGAAAGAUUACAGUUAUCUUUAGCUGAAUUUCAGAAGAGGAUGAAGGAAGGUAAUCUUACCUCUGAGGAUUACCUCCCAUGUUCAAAUUGUCCACCAGAGGGAGCACUAGGUAGUGUUGCCACCCGUGAUAUUCAGUUGAGGUUGUCAGACAUGACUCAGACAGACUGUAUUGUUAUGGGUACUCAUUCUUGUGAUAGCACAAUGACAGCAUCUCCAUUAGACAUAGUGGUCACAAACACACAGCCAAAAGCAUUGUCAGUGUCUAUCAAAUCAGUUGAUUCUUUUGAAACUGAUGGUGGAAAUUUUCAAGAUAUUUUAAAACCAGGAGAAAUAUCAAUUCUGAAUAUGUACAAAAUCAGAAACAAAUAUGAAAGACUUGAGUUGCUUGGAGGAGUAAGUGGAUUUUUAGCUCGCAUGAAAAGGGACAGAAUUAAACCUAAUGUGGCUGUGUUUGGACAGUUAUUUCACAUCGUAGAGACAUUGGAAGAAGAGGAAUUCUUGUUUUCUGCAAUGGAGAAGCUCCAGGUAUCCCCAGAUAUAGACAUUAUAUCUCAUGCAAUGCUAAAGAGACUUAGAAGAUUCGAAAAAGAAGAGGCCAAGUGUUUGUUGGAAUUAAUGCAGCAAAAAGGUCUAAUGCCCAAUAUUUUUGUGUGGAAAUACUUAGCAUUCAUUGAAUGUCGGAAUGGGGAAGCACUGAGACAGUUUUUAGAAGAAUUGCAGCACAAUGAUAUUGCCUUGACUGUUCACUUGAUGGAUGGACUGAUGAGGAGCAGUGAUUAUACCUUUAGAAACAAAAAGUAUUUGUUACAAUUAAUGGACAAACUAGACAUCUACCCAACAGAGUACUUUGUGGACAGAGUACAUGGAAUUAUCAAACAUACCCAAGAAAGAUUGAGGAGAAUGGCACUGCAGAAGAAAGACUGCUCAGAGGAACAGAGAGAAUUCAUGGACUUCCAACAUUACUUUCAUCAAUGGCUGAAAACUGUUCCAAUGCAGAAAUCAUAGCCGGAAGUAGGAGCAACAAGCAAAUUCAAAGAAUUGUGGUCCCCCACUUUCAGUGUCUUUGUGGAUGAGAUGUCAUUUUUUAUGACACAUUGUGUCUAAUAUGAACACCCUAUCAUAUGUCAUUUAUUUAGAAAUUAUCACUGAAGUUGAUUUUUUUUAAAAAAUAAGGUCAAUUGUGAAGGUCAAGGUCAAGGGGUAAGAAUUCAUAGCAUGCUCGGAAAUAUCUUGUCACAGGUAAUGCACAUGUCAAAUAUGAAAGUCCUAUCUCUUCUCAAUAUAAGGAACAAGAUGUGUCAAAUAGUGAAACGCAGAUGACCUCGUAUGGCAACAUAACAAAGAUUUAAGAUUUCUUGAUUCAAAUGAAAUAUAUUUGAUAUUACCCAAAGUAAGGUUUUCAGACAAGAAUUACGAUUGUGAAAUACAAAAUCCCACCCCCCUGUUCAAAAGAAAGUUAUGGCCAAGGAUACAUAUUUGAAAGGUAGGUCAAACUCCAAGUUGAAAGGAUCUGAGUUGUUGAUUUCUUUAAAAAGGUCACAAGUAAUACAUAUGUGAAGGAUGAAAACCCUAACCUUAACAGUUCAAUAGUUAUGGCCAAGGUAAAAGUUUUGAAAAAGUAAGUCAAUCUCCAAGGUCAAGGUCAAAGGGUCAAAGUUCUUGGUAUCCAAUGAAAGGUCUUCUCAUAAGGAUUACAUAUGUGAAGUACGAAAGCCUUAGCCCUUACCGUUCAAAUGUUAUGGUCAAGGUUAAACUUUUUUUUUUCAAAAGUACGGAAAUCUCCAAGGUCAAAGUCAAAAUGUCAGAAUGGUUGGUAUCCAAUGAAAGGCCUUGCCACAAAAAAUACAUAUGUGAAAUAUGUAAGUCCUAGUUUCUACCAUUCAAAAGAUAUGGUCAAGGUUAAAGUUUUUUCAUAAGUACGGAAAUCUCCAAGAUCAAAGUUGUUGGUAUCCAAUGAAAGGUCUUGCGACAAAAAAAACAUGUGCGAAAAUAUGAAGUCCUACAUGUAGUAUCUACCGUUCAAAAGUUGUGGCCAUGGUCAAAGUUUUUGAAAAUUAGGUCAGUCUCCUUGGUCAAGGUCAAAGGGUCAA
Saccostrea cuccullata (small rock oyster) is the source of this 3343-nucleotide messenger RNA. RefSeq names its product pentatricopeptide repeat-containing protein 1, mitochondrial-like. The record is from RefSeq and is a predicted model, not a curated record. Gene Ontology annotation, cellular component: mitochondrial matrix. The transcript is spliced from 9 exons. Gene Ontology annotation, biological process: tRNA 3'-end processing. Gene Ontology annotation, molecular function: tRNA binding; protein binding. Bases 465 to 2258 code for a protein of 597 amino acids. Lineage: Eukaryota; Metazoa; Mollusca; Bivalvia; Ostreida; Ostreidae.